UAGCCAAACUGCGUCCUGAAGCGGUGUUUUAUUAUAAACACAGAAGCUGUGUAGAGCAUUCGUCACAUCAAGGUCAUAAAGAUGAUCCAUGAAAGCUGAUUGACAACAAAAUACACGAGAUGAGCGAGAGAAAAUGUCAAAUUAGACCCGGAGACAAAACUCCUGUUCAUCCCUGGUAUAAAGAAAGACUCCGGACAAAGUGCCUGAAGGACCCAGUUCAGAAGCUGCAGCUCUCUGGAGCCCUGAACGGACAUAGAUGGCGCUUUUUGACAGCAGGACUUGAUGAUUUUAGAGAUGGCUAUCCUGUACCCGAAGCGGGGACUUUUACACAGCCUCAGCGUAGAACUGAAGCUGUCAUUUUUGGCCUGUCCCCUACAUCACAAAAAUCACCAAAAAGACGCUUUACCAAAGAACAGGCAUGCUUCUCCAAACAAAAUUGCCUUCAGAAGACACGGCGACAAUUUGUGGAUGCAGUGGAGCAAAGCUUGAGCGCACACCCGCUUGCUCUCUAUCCACAUUUAGGAAGUGGCAUGGCACCUGAGCUGUUUGAGGAUGUCUUAUCUGUCCUGGAUCCAGCCAUGCAUGUCAGGACUGAGACACCUGUGGCCAAAGAAAAUCUGAAGCCAUGUGAUGGUCUUAAUCAAGAUGCUUUAGAGCAGCCCACAAAACUACCUAACAGUCCAGUUUCCAGGCAGGAUAAGGUACGAACCCCUAUUUCUCGUAAUCCCUAUAAAUUGAGGGAAGCUAAGGAGAUUGAGGCCAAAAAAGACCGGACAAUUAGCGACAAAAGCUUCCACUCAACUUCUCCUGGUGAAGAGGUCAAUACAGUCACCAAGCUCUUCUGUGAAUGGGUCGCCUCACUGGGUGAGGAGACCAAUGACAUCACAGAGUCCACUAUUCUGAACAUGUUUGCCAGUAGCUGUGAAAAAAAGCCUAUAAUAACAUUCCAGGAUGUUGGAACCAAUGAAAAACCAGAGGAACUGUCUAAGGACUAUUCACAGAACCUGCAACUGAAAGACAGAGAGCUGAACAAGGUGUGUACACCUAGUAAAAAAACUAGGUGUAUGGUGUAUGGUGCAUGGUAUUUAAACCCUAAAACAUGGAAGAAGCGGCCUGCAAACGAGCCGCUAAGAGACCCUUCAGUGACUGAGGAUUCUGAGCUUGAGCAGCAGUCCAAUGAGAAGGAUGAAGAAUUGAAACAGACUCAUGGUGCUCAGGCCUUCAGGCAGUUCGUCAUCACUAAAGGAUUGAGAGUUCCCAGGUUUCUCAGUGCGCUUUUUUCUGAGGAGGAGCAAGAGAACAGGACCAGAGGACUAAAGGGCAACAGCUUCAACAAUGACACGCUCAGAAAAUGCAGUGCUUUAAAUACACCUCAACUAUAAUUC
Messenger RNA from Clarias gariepinus (North African catfish), 1385 nucleotides. RefSeq lists its product as uncharacterized. The record is from RefSeq and is a predicted model, not a curated record. The transcript is spliced from 8 exons. Bases 120 to 1382 code for a protein of 420 amino acids. NCBI's taxonomy places the organism in Eukaryota, Metazoa, Chordata, Actinopteri, Siluriformes, Clariidae.